AUGAAUCUGUCGUCUGUCAACGGCACUUUUGCCGUAGCUGGGAUUCAGCGCGACACCUUCACCACAGCUGUGACCAAGAAUGUGAUCGUGACCGUCCUCUGCAUCUCCAUUAACUACAUCAAUGGCACUCUGGUCCACACCUUCAGAAAGCACCAGAUCUUCAACUCGAGCCCUCGCUACAUUCUGUUCAUCCACCUGGUGAUAAACGACAUGAUGCAGCUGGGCCUGUCCACUCUUCUCCACAUCAUCAGCUACACCCUGUAUACGAUCAACGUGCCCUUCUGCCUCAUGCUGCUGAUCAUCACCAUCCUCACCACCCUCAACACCCCACUAAACUUGGCUGGAAUGGCCGUCGAGUGCUACAUCGCCGUCUGCCUCCCCCUCCGUCACGUCCAGAUCUGCACCGUCAAGAAAACCUACGUCCUGAUCGGUCUGAUCUGGGCCGUGAGCACGCUUUCUAUCCUGCCAGACGUCUUCAUCCUCCUGGCCACAGAGCCUCUGCACUUCUUUCACUCCAAAGUGUUGUGUGCCAGAGACAACGUGUUCAGAAGCACCUACAGCCUGAAGAAGAGGGACGCGUCACACAUCGUCUGCCUGGUCUUCGUUUGGUUCACGCUCUUUUACACUUACUUCAGGAUUCUGUUUGCUGCCAAACUGGCAACUGCAGAUUUUAAAAAAGCCAGAAACACUAUUCUCCUCCACGGUUUUCAGCUGCUGUUGUGCAUGCUCCUUUAUGUGAGACCCAUGCUCGAAGAAGGUCUAAACUUCUUAUUGCCCAAACAGAACUUGGCCAUACGCUUUGCCUGCUACGUCAUUGUCCAGAUCCUGCCACGGUUUGUCAGUCCCAUUGUCUACGGACUGCGAGACCAGACCUUCAGGACAUAUGUGAGACGGUACCUGCUUUGUAAAGUGAGCGUGAGCAACCAACUGGAAAAUAUCACCAUGCCAAACCUCGCACCUUCUAUGAAACUGAAGUGA
Molecule: messenger RNA, 978 nt
Organism: Toxotes jaculatrix (banded archerfish)
Lineage: Eukaryota; Metazoa; Chordata; Actinopteri; Toxotidae
Product: odorant receptor 131-2-like
Exons: 2
Coding region: 1-978 (325 amino acids)
Biological process (GO): G protein-coupled receptor signaling pathway
Cellular component (GO): membrane
Molecular function (GO): G protein-coupled receptor activity
Source: RefSeq, a predicted model, not a curated record